AGCUGUCCCUCCCUCACCUCCCUCAAUCUGUUUUGCCUCACACGACACUCCUCUCAUCUUUUAGCCCCUGUGCUCUCUGUUAUGGCUUUCCCACAGUAGGAGAGAGAGAGAGGGAGAGAGAAACAGUCAGCUACUCAGACCAGGAGUGAGUGAAGGAUAUAAAUCAGGUAAAGGCCUGACAGGCAGUGAGUUAGGAAGCUGCUGGGGGUUUCCACGUUUAGACCCUGCUGACUACUGCUGCUGCCGUUCCCAGUCUUCUGAGAUAUCGACCAGACCCCUCCCUCCUACCUCUCAGCUGCUCAACUGUUUUCUAGUGGUUCAACAUUAAAGGUGCUGGAGCUUCAUUUACUAUUGCUACUGUAUCUGUGUCUCUCCUUACUUUAUGAUGAAUAUUUGACCUCUGCAGACAGCAGACAUCCACCACAUUUUAAUUCAAGAUACCAGCUGUUUGAUUGCUGUCUCUGCAGGCUGCAUCUGCUGAACCACACAAUGCAGAGGAGUCCCCGCUCAGCUUAUAAAGCUCAGCAGCACACGAGUGAAGCUGGGUCGUCUAAUAGUUUUGAAGCCCUUGGAUGCCACGAGCAGCUGGAUCCCAAGGACAGCCAGGACUCUGAGGACCCCAGAGAAUACUGUUAUGGUGGGUACCACCCUGUCCAGAUCGGAGACACCUUCAACAGAAGAUACCAGGUGGUGUCUAAGCUCGGCUGGGGCUAUUUCUCCACUGUCUGGCUGUGUCUGGACCUCAGCAGGCUAGGUCAGCACGUUGCUGUGAAAGUGCUGAAGAGUGGAGCUGGCUUCACCCAGGCAGGACAGGAUGAACUGUCUCUCCUACGAUGUGCCAGUGGUCCUACAAGCCGUCAUCCUUCCAGCCAAAGGAUUGUUCAGCUGUUAGAUGAGUUCAAACUGGCCGGGGUCAACGGGGUCCACAUGUGCCUGGUGCUGGAGCUGCUGGGGCCUGACCUGAGAAGCUGGCAGCUAUGUUUUGGGAAACCAGGACUACCACGGCUGUGGGUCAAACAAAUUCUUACUCAGGUCCUGCAAGGCCUGGACUACCUUCACACUCAGUGUAAAAUCAUCCACACAGACAUCAAACCAGAGAAUGUCCUUCUCUGCUUGGAGGAGCAGUCCCACAGAGUACCAGCAGGGGGCAGCGGCUCCUCCUCUGUGCUGACUGGGAAGGAGGCCAAGUCCACAGAGAAGGAGCAGGUGAACCCGUACAGUUUAAAGGAAAUUACAGUGAAGAUUGCUGAUCUGGGCAGCUCCUGUUGGGUGUACAAACAUUUCUGUGAGGAGAUCCAGACCCGACAGUAUCGCUCACUAGAGGUUUUACUGGGAUCUGAGUACGGCCCACCUGCUGACAUUUGGAGUGUCGCCUGCAUGGCCUUUGAAUUGGUCACUGGAGACUCCCUGUUUGAACCCAAAGCCCGCGAAUUCAUUUCCCUGGAGGAAGACCACAUAGCCCAGAUCAUGGAACUGCUUGGUAAAAUCCCACCAGCUGUUGCCUUGUCGGGUAAAUACUCUGCAGAGUACUUUAGCCGCAGAGGUGACCUGCGUCGUGUUGGUCCGGUCAGGCUCUGGAACCUUUAUGAUGUUCUGGUGGAGAAAUAUCAUUUCCUUUUAGAGGAGGCCUCUGGAUUUUCAGACUUCCUUCUUCGCAUGUUGGAUUAUCAUCCGGAGAGGAGGGCCACUGCUGCAAAGUGCCUCUGCCACCCCUGGCUGACGUCAUGAUAAGGCCCUCUAAAGGCCCUGUAGGCUUCAUCCCCAUCUGUAGUCCUCACAUCCAGAUGCUUUAAGCAGCUAGAGCUUAAUCAUUUCAGGGCAUCUUUGAAUUUUUAUACAAAGGGAAUCCAAAGAGUAUGAAUUCUGUGAAAUGUGGUGUUGUCUUUAUUCAGCAUCAGACAGAGAAUAAGCUGCUCUUCUCCAGUGAAGCCCCAUUGUGCACUUUAUGCUCCUAAGGUGUUUUUUAUUCUAUUUACACAGAUGUUUUUUUUAGUAUAGCUAAGUGUGAUUUUCAGACCAUUGAGUCCUCUAAGUAGCAGCUAUUAUGACAAUUACACUGCUAGCCAGUGUGAACUUAUCAAUUUGAAGCAAAACUUGAGCGCAGCUACUAUAUCAUUCAGUCGAACUGAAUAUCACCAAUAUCACAAAUGUAACAUCUGAUAUCUUUCACAGUGAAUGUACUUUUAAAAUGCUCUCCUUUUAGUUUAUGUUUUAUACAGGGCAAUGAACAGUAAUAAAGCAAAAUUAAUAUCA
Lates calcarifer (barramundi perch) is the source of this 2253-nucleotide messenger RNA. Its product is annotated as SRSF protein kinase 3. Gene Ontology annotation, molecular function: ATP binding; protein kinase activity. The transcript has 12 exons. NCBI's taxonomy places the organism in Eukaryota, Metazoa, Chordata, Actinopteri, Centropomidae. Gene Ontology annotation, biological process: spliceosomal complex assembly; regulation of mRNA processing; protein phosphorylation. The record is from RefSeq and is a predicted model, not a curated record. Bases 490 to 1728 code for a protein of 412 amino acids.